CGCUGAUAAAGGUUGUUUGAAUGGGAACUUUAAAGUGGAAGAUGCAUCUGUUGGUGGCUCUGUUCAUCAUGUUUCACUGUAAAGAUGUGAAAUCGCGGACAAUCCACCAGACUCCCGCUGCCGUCUCCCAAAUCCCAGAGACGAGAGUGAAGCUGCAGUGCCGUGUGGAGACAGCAAGUACCAUCAACAUGUUCUGGUACAGACAAGCCCCGGGAAAGGGGCUGCAGCUGAUGUUUUACUCCAAUAUCGCAAAUCGCGUGGAUCCAGAGGGGCUGGUGGACGGUUUCACCGCCGAGAAACCAAAUAACAACGAGUUUAACCUGGAGACCCCCAACUUGUGGUUGAACAAUUCGGCCGUGUAUUACUGCGCCUGGAGCAUUCACAGUGACUCAGAGAGAGGGAGCAGCUCAACAAAAACCCCCAAAGGUUGCACGAAACAACCGCGAAUGACAUCACUCAUCGCCUCAGCUCGUCUUGCAGUCGUGGAUUCGCAGAUAAUCCAACAAAUUCCCGCUGCUGUCUCCAAAAUUCCCGGGGAGAAUGUGACUCUGAAGUGCACCGUGCAAGGGAUCAGCAACACUUGGAUGUAUUGGUACAGGCAAAGCCCCGAAAAAGAGCCGCAGUACAUGUUUCACUCCGCAGGUAGCAAUAUCGUAAGUCCCGAUGAACCGGUGGACGGUUUCACCGCCGAGCGACCCGGUGACACCGAAUUUAAUCUGGAAGCCCUCAGCCUCCGAGUUGAUCAUUCAGCCGUGUAUUUCUGCGGCUGGAGUCUUCACAUUGAAUACACCUCCCCCAAUCGCAUGUUCUUUAAUUUUGCACAAUGA
Chiloscyllium plagiosum (whitespotted bambooshark) is the source of this 827-nucleotide messenger RNA. The record is from RefSeq and is a predicted model, not a curated record. NCBI's taxonomy places the organism in Eukaryota, Metazoa, Chordata, Chondrichthyes, Orectolobiformes, Hemiscylliidae.